Molecule: messenger RNA, 706 nt
Organism: Arachis duranensis
Lineage: Eukaryota; Viridiplantae; Streptophyta; Magnoliopsida; Fabales; Fabaceae
Exons: 1
Coding region: 162-518 (118 amino acids)
Source: RefSeq, a predicted model, not a curated record
CAUGGAGCAAAUUAUGCCAUUCUCUCUCUCUUUCUCUCUCUCUCAACUCUAAAGCAGAGCACCAUAAUAAAAAGGCCUCAUUGAACGAACAACAGACACUUCCUACUUGUUGAAGCAACACAAAAGUCAUGAAGUAAACAAACCAAACAUAACAAACAAAGAUGGAGAUAGAAUCAGUGAAAUGCGAGUGUUGUGGGUUGAAAGAGGAUUGCACGCAAGACUACAUCACCCAAGUCAAGUCCAAGUUCGACGGCAAAUGGCUAUGCGGCUUGUGCUCAGAAGCAGUCAGAGACGAAGUCAGCAGAGGCAUCGAUGAAGCUGUCAAAGCUCACAUGUCUUUCUGCCGCAAGUUCAAGUCCAACCCCGCCGUUAGAGUCGCCGACGGCAUGAGGCAGAUGCUUAGGAGAAGGUCCGGCGACUUGUCUUCUUCUCCUGCAUCCUCCGCCAAGAAGUAUUCCAUUUCCAGGUCAACCUCCACUUCUCAAGUCGGUGAUUCUUCCACCUUCUCACUCUACUAAACAAACAGAGCACUCUGCAUCUGCAUGCACGCACAACAACAAAACAGAGCGUGCUCUGUUUUCUUCUUUUUGUUGGAGUAAUAAUAAUUCAUAUUUAGAUUUUAGCAUUUUCUGAUUUUCAUGUACAGUGCCUGUUAUUUCAGAUCAUAGUUUCGUAUUAAUUAUAUUCCGCUAAUCCUUCUAUGUCA